UCAGUUUCAUUUCAACAAGUAGCCAACAAAGAUGUUCUCCCAUAAGUGCGGAUCACUGUUGCUCCUUGUAGCCUGCUGCUUAGUGACCCUGGGCGCCUCCUAUCGUCAGCCACAUCCCGAGGCAUUCCAGGCCAAUCCGGAGGAUCUGCUCGAAGUGGUGCCCCUGGUUCGCCGGGCUCGAUCGCCCGAGGGAGGAUCCGUGGUUGUGACCGCCAGCAAGGACAACCAAGUGGGUCGGGAGGCCAGUGUGCAGUACAACUACAAUCUGUACAGCAGUGGCGAUGGGCGUGGCAGCAUCGACGCCUACGCCCAGGCCAGCCGGAAUUUCGACUUCAAUCGGAACGACUACGGUGGCGGCAUUCGGGGCACCUGGCGAUUCUGAGCGGGAGCAGCAGUAUUAAAUUGUGACGGAUCCUCCUCCGCGGAGCCCACUGAAGCCGGCGAAGCCCAAAGAUCUUUGCGCCUGACCAAAACAAACAGUAGCCGAUGCAUCGGCUAUUUACUCAAAGUAACUCAACUGAAGAAACAACAUUCGGGGGCAGGCAAUCCAUCAGACUGCAGUGAAACAUACUCUUCAUAUUUAUAAG
Messenger RNA from Drosophila teissieri, 587 nucleotides. RefSeq lists its product as uncharacterized. The record is from RefSeq and is a predicted model, not a curated record. The coding region runs from base 32 to 382 and encodes 116 amino acids. The transcript has 2 exons. NCBI's taxonomy places the organism in Eukaryota, Metazoa, Arthropoda, Insecta, Diptera, Drosophilidae.